This is a messenger RNA of Mesorhabditis belari, 927 nucleotides long. The record is from the annotation of a GenBank genome assembly. Lineage: Eukaryota; Metazoa; Nematoda; Chromadorea; Rhabditida; Rhabditidae.
AUGAAAAUUCAAAUCAACUUCUCGAGAACACCGCCAGUUUUUGAAGUCGGUGAAAUCAUUGAGGGAACGGUGGUUUUAAUGGAUGACCAAGAAUUUGCUGGCAAAACCGUUUCAAUACGAGCAAAAGGAAAAGUAAAGAAUAGAUGGUACAUUUCGACAGGACAAUCAACACUCGUUUAUCAAGCGAUCAUCGAUGUCUUUGAGAAAACCGAUGUUGUUGUAUUGGAGAAAAGUCGAUUCAACGAGGCUCAGAUUCCGUUCAACUUUAAAAUACCGCCCAACUGUCUCCCUUCAUUCAAAGAAAGCGAUGCACGAAUCGAAUAUAAAAUCACCGUUUUUAUCUUAAAAAACACUUCAACUGAAACAAAACAUAAAGCAAAAUUCUUCAUAAACAAUCAUCUUGAUUUACGUUAUUUUCCGGAACUCAGUCAACCAUUGGAAAUUAUUAACGAGAAAAGCAUUGGUUUAUGGCCGUUUAAAAAAGGAGAUGUUAUGAUGAAAGUCUUGCUUCCACGGAAAGGAUGGGCUUGGGGAGAGCUUUGUCCGGUCACAGUUCUUAUUGAGAAUUCGAGUAGUCGGGUCAUUGAUCAGCUAGAAAUCCUUUUGAAUCAACGUCAUCAUUUCCGAGGUUAUCUCAGAAGAAAGAAAGGGAUUUCAAUUGAUGAUAAAUUGCUUGAUGGAAGUUGGGCAGAGAAAAGAAAAGCUACGAAAACACUUGUCUGGGAGAAAAUUGCUGUCCAAGUGCCUCAAAAUUCAGUGAAGGAAUUGACCAUUUCAUUGCAAAUCCCGACUGCUUCGUGCUCUUUUGAGUGUCCGAUAAGUAAACUCGAUUAUCAGUUGAAGGUGAUCGCUCACUCGUUGCACACAACCGCCUCAAAAGUCGAGUUGAAAAGUGAAAUUGUGCUUGGGAGUACGCCGUUUAAAAGU